AUAGAUCAAAAAAUUGGAAAAAAAAUCAGAAAAAUAAGUUUCUCUUCUCCUCUUCUCUCAGCGAUCCAAGCUUCUUCUCCAUCGUCAGAUCUCUUCACUCAAUCAAAACAAUUCCACCAAUCCCUUCCCUUUCUCUCUCUUUCAACUCGCGCCAAAUACAAACUCUCUAACUAACCCUCUCCCUCUCCCUCCUCUCUCUCUCUCUCUCUCUCUCUCUCUUUCUCUCUCUACAGGGAUUUCGUUGAGAUGGCGGAUAACCCAACAAGUCCGGCAGGAGGGAGCCACGAGAGUGGUGGCGAGCAGAGCCCCCACUCUGGGGUGAGAGAGCAGGAUAGGUACCUGCCUAUUGCCAAUAUAAGCAGGAUCAUGAAGAAGGCCUUGCCAGCAAAUGGAAAAAUUGCUAAAGAUGCUAAGGAUACCGUCCAGGAAUGCGUCUCUGAGUUUAUCAGUUUUAUUACCAGCGAGGCAAGUGAUAAGUGCCAGAAGGAGAAGAGGAAGACAAUCAACGGGGAUGAUUUGUUGUGGGCAAUGGCAACAUUAGGCUUUGAGGACUAUAUAGAACCGCUUAAGGUGUACCUAGCUAGGUACAGGGAGAUGGAGGGUGACACUAAGGGAUCUGCGAGGGGUGGAGAUGGAUCAGCUAAAAGGGAUGCAAUUGGAGGUCUGCCUGUUCAAAACCCUCAGUUUGCUAUCCAGGGAUCAAUGAACUACAUUAGUUCCCAGGCGCAAGGACAGCAUAUGAUUGUUCCAUCCAUGCAAGGCAAUGAGUAGAGAGUUCUAGUUUCAUAUUACCAAUCUAAUGAAAUUUAGGGCCAGUAAAACUGUUUAAUGUCCAACUUCUAUAGCAUCUUUGAUAUUGGUUUAUCAGAUAUGAACCAAAGUGCAUUAUAUUCUUGGGGCUUUGGUUUUGGUUGUUGGGGUUUGGAUUUUGUGGGUUCUCUCUCUGGCAGAACAGCUUUAAUAGUCACAUAAAUGCUGUAAAUUGUUUUUUUUUUUUUAACAUUCUCCUGACUAUUUGAAGAGACUGAUCUCAUAAAUCUCUAUAUUGUAUCUUUGUCAAUUCUCA
Molecule: messenger RNA, 1066 nt
Organism: Manihot esculenta (cassava)
Lineage: Eukaryota; Viridiplantae; Streptophyta; Magnoliopsida; Malpighiales; Euphorbiaceae
Product: nuclear transcription factor Y subunit B-1
Exons: 7
Coding region: 247-771 (174 amino acids)
Biological process (GO): regulation of transcription by RNA polymerase II
Cellular component (GO): nucleus; CCAAT-binding factor complex
Molecular function (GO): protein heterodimerization activity; DNA-binding transcription activator activity, RNA polymerase II-specific; RNA polymerase II cis-regulatory region sequence-specific DNA binding
Source: RefSeq, a predicted model, not a curated record